Molecule: messenger RNA, 1239 nt
Organism: Hydatigera taeniaeformis
Lineage: Eukaryota; Metazoa; Platyhelminthes; Cestoda; Cyclophyllidea; Taeniidae
Source: the annotation of a GenBank genome assembly
AUGCCUUAUGGAAGACCAGUAUCACGCCGGCGUCGCAGAAGGUUUCAAGGGACAGAUCAGGCGUCGGUAAUACCAGUGGUGAAGCGAGAGGCGAAGGAAACGACUCAGCAUGCCUCAACGGGGUCAGAAACUUCUGCUUCGCCCCACGAAGCUCCUCGUCACUGUAACCGACAGGGUGCAAUUUCAUCGGCAACGACAAUACCGGUAGCAGUGCCUUCACCUGAUCUGCUGCGUGCUGGCCACAAGGCCGGGGUGUGGCCGCUGCGAGAACGUCUCCUACUUGCCUCCGCCCUCCUCGAUACCGACAAUCAGCAGCUCACUUGGCCGCCCAUCUCUAGACGCCUGGCCAAGUUCACUCCACCCCCUAGCUGUGGAUUCGUCAGACCUCCAACUUGGUGUUCAGCCAGGGCUUGUGCCAAGCAAUAUUCCUUACUCCUUGAUUCUGCUGAGAUGUUUCGAAAACAGCAGGUGGACGUGGAGAGAAGUGCGGAAGAAGGUCGGGUGGUGUUCCAGGCACCAAGCGACGUGGCUGCUGCCACUGCCACUGUCGGUUUGAGCCUCGCCGAGUUCAUUGUUAAACGCCUCACUGUGGAACGUGUUGAGGAGUUGCGUAGUCAGAUAAUCUCUGCUCGUCAGAAGUACAGGCUUUUUAAAGAGAUGCUGGAAAAGGUGGAGAGCGGCAAGUUUGAUAGCUGCAUUGACACCAUUUGGGAUAUCGUUCAACGUCAACAAGAGGAGCAUUUCGCUUCUGGAUCUUCCGAACUCCCCGCAGAUACGCCUCCUGAGGUCGUUGAAUUUGUCCGCGAUUUGAACAGCUGGACGGAUCCAUUUGACGUCCCUUCCUCCGUGUGGAUGGUUGCUGGUGGUAGUGGCGCCGCUCUCCGUAGCGUUCCUUCCAUCGCUAAGGUUACCACCCCAAAGAAAAUGCCUCCAGUCACCAGCAAACCGAAGUCCCCUCCGGAGAGAAGGCCCAGUGAUUCAAGUCGAAACUCGACCGCAGAGGCUGCUGAAGGCGAAGGAGGUGAUGCAAGCUGUGACAGAACCUCGACACCUUCGACGAGUGUCAUGUCAGAGUCAGAUCUUGAGUAUGGUGAGGACACGUUGAAAGCUGAAAGUCCAGAUUCUGGCGGGCUGGAUGAGAAGGAGGAAGAAGAGGAGUCAACAAUACCUCUUCUUUCCUCCAGUGGUGGAAGCCCCAAGCCAAAACUCAAGGCUACCAGUUCACCUGAUGUUCAGUAA